Messenger RNA from Dentiscutata heterogama, 228 nucleotides. Lineage: Eukaryota; Fungi; Glomeromycota; Glomeromycetes; Diversisporales; Gigasporaceae. The record is from the annotation of a GenBank genome assembly.
UUUAACUCUGGAAAAGUUUAUUCUUAUAUUUUACAAAAAUUGAAUUUUCUUGAGUAUAAUAUGGCUAUUAUAAAAAUACAAAUGGCUAUCAAUCAAUUAAAGAUGUUUGUUGAUACUGAUAUUGAGGUAGUAUAUCAGAAGAUGCUUAACGAAUCUAUUACUAGUAACUACUUAACUGGUGAAGAGGAAGAGCUAAUCAAGAUUAUUUCAGAACAAAUAGUCAGUUAA